Oenanthe melanoleuca is the source of this 1481-nucleotide messenger RNA. It is a transcript of the gene PLA2G10, whose product is annotated as phospholipase A2 group X. The coding region runs from base 827 to 1288 and encodes 153 amino acids. The transcript is spliced from 4 exons. The record is from RefSeq and is a predicted model, not a curated record. Gene Ontology annotation, biological process: arachidonate secretion; lipid catabolic process; phospholipid metabolic process. Gene Ontology annotation, molecular function: phospholipid binding; calcium ion binding. NCBI's taxonomy places the organism in Eukaryota, Metazoa, Chordata, Aves, Passeriformes, Muscicapidae.
UCAUUUAAUUGUAUUAAUAGAAUAUGCAUUAAUAGAAAUGCAUUAAUAAAAGGUCUGAAGAAAUUCUUGGAAAGUAUGAGCACAGAAAAAAUCACAUAAAAGCAAGUGGUAUUGUCUGUGUUUUGAGAGAGGCAAUGAAUCUGAUUGUAAUAAGACACCUAGUUGUAAUAAUACAAGAGUUGGAAAGGAAAUGGAAAAAUAUGCAAAUAUAAUACAAUGUACAAAGAAGCACUGACUUUGAGAGUCUACUUUGUUUGAGGUACAAUUUAAAAGUUUUUAUCAAGCUACAAAUAUCUGUAACUGGUUUAGGAGUUGGUUGUCCUUUAGUCAUCCAAGGAAAGGAACAAUCAGUAGAUGAAGUCUGACUGAUGCAGACUGCAGAUAGAGCAUGUCUUCAGCACUGGUUAUAAUUAGCCUCUAGACUAAUUUACAACACAGUUCCUGCUUUCCUCUUCAGAUCUAGAUUAAAUUGCCUAGGAACUGCUGCAAUUCAAAAAGAAAAUACAGCUGCCAGAGCAGGAAGGUGUGGAGGAGCGGGGAGGCGGCUCCCAUCCCAGACCUGCGGGGUGUGACCCCCUGUGCCUGCACCGCGCUCCGCUGCCCGAGUGACAGGUCCCAGCUCUCGCCGGCUCUUCCAGCGGCAGCUCCUCCCUUCUGGCCAGAUGGACAGCACAGCUUGGACUUGGGCUCCGGCUCCGGGGGACCCGGCUCGGGGCAGAAAGCAGCCUUUUAUAGCCGGCACGCCGCCGCUGCGGCUCACACCUACACGCUCCGCCGCCGAGCACAGCGCUGCUGCCGGGACCCGCACCCCCGCCCGCCGCUGCCCAUGGCGCCGCUGCCCCCGCUCCUGCUGCUGCUGCUGGCGGCCGUUUAUAAAGGCACUUUUGGGGAAGCCCAUUUGAGAAAUCGGAGAGGAAUUCUGGAAUUAGCCGGAGCCAUCAGAUGCACCACAGGGCGCUCUCCUUUUGCCUACCUACGCUAUGGAUGCUACUGUGGCCUGGGAGGGAAAGGAUGGCCCAAAGACAGAGUAGACUGGUGCUGUUUUCACCAUGACUGCUGCUAUGGGAGAGCAGAACAAGCAGGUUGUCAGCCAAAGACUGAAAGUUACCACUGGGAAUGCAAAGACAAUUCUGCUGUGUGUGACUCACUGGAAGACAAAUGUCAAAAAAUGGCAUGUGAAUGUGACCGUGAAGCUGCCAAAUGCUUUUCUAAAGCUCCCUACCAUAGAAAAUACCUUUUGUGGCCAGACUUUCUGUGUGGUGAAAUUCAGCCUUUGUGUAGGUAUUAGAUACUGACUCUUGUAUAUAUUUAAAUCUAAAAUGACAUUUUUUUGGCCACAGUAGUAACAACAAAUGAUUUUCCCCUUUCUUUCCACUUCAGACUCUCUACCCCAAAAUGGCCAAAGUAAACAUUUUUCCUCUUAUUUACCUUCUCCCAUGCACUUUUACUGUCUAAAUAGAAAUCUCAGUUUAUCAGAUUAA